Molecule: messenger RNA, 345 nt
Organism: Caenorhabditis angaria
Lineage: Eukaryota; Metazoa; Nematoda; Chromadorea; Rhabditida; Rhabditidae
Source: the annotation of a GenBank genome assembly
AUGGAUGACUAUCCAAUAUUUGAUGAUGUUGUUUCAAGAACAUAUGGAGAGACGAAUGGAAAUAUUACGGUAGUUUUGAAAGGAACUCCGAAAAUUGAUGAUAUUUAUGAUAAGGUAAGCCUGAGAAAAUACUUUUCUGAAUUUUAUUUUUUUUUCUAGAAAAGCUUUUGGAUUUGGUCAUGGAUAAAUCAUAAUUGCACAAGGUCAGGAAGCACACUUCACACAUGCGUGGAUUUAGGAAAAGUGAAUCCGAAAAUAGUUGGAGUGAACUAUGUUCAUACUGUAAAUCUUCAUGAUGAAACUAGGAAUACUUGUACUGAUAAUUAUCGAAAUCAAAAUCAAUAA